AAACAAGAAAUGACGAUGAUGAUGAUGAUGAUGUGACGAUGUUGGAUAGGACUGGAAGACAAACAGACGACGACGGCCAACCGCGAUGAGAUCAUGUUCCUGCUUCUUCCUGCUUGCUGCAGGCCCAUCGCUCACAUUUCCUGAGAUCUCGGUACUCCAGCCCAACCCAGAAAGAAACCCAACCAGACCACCUCACAACACAGUCACAGCGCAUCACCGGCGCCAGCUCUUCCAUUUCGACGAAUCCGGCCCAACGCCCUCGCGCCGUGAUGCAAACACAUUCCGAGGAAUAUUGGUGAUAUCUUAUUACAGUACAAUUUUGACUCCUCCUCUGCUCCUCCUUCUUCCUACACCACCAUCCAUCCAGCUGCGACGGGAUGUGACCGAGUCCUGUGCCAUCUUCCCGUCCAACACCCGCCAUUAGUUCUAUUCUACCAUACCUAUCGCAAUGAGUUCGAACCUGUGCCCUCGACUAAAGACGACGCCUCACUUCGCGUUUGCCUCUCUCUGUGUUCUCCCUCGGACGGCGUGGCUGAGUCGUGGAGUGAUUGGACCGCAAAGGACGAGUCAUACCAGCACGCGAGAAGUGCAGUAUCAGAUACAGUGCCAGUUGAGCAAUGAGAGGUCGUU
Messenger RNA from Mollisia scopiformis, 630 nucleotides. RefSeq lists its product as uncharacterized. Lineage: Eukaryota; Fungi; Ascomycota; Leotiomycetes; Helotiales; Mollisiaceae. The coding region runs from base 86 to 424 and encodes 112 amino acids. The record is from RefSeq and is a predicted model, not a curated record. The transcript has a single exon.